Molecule: messenger RNA, 678 nt
Organism: Morchella sextelata
Lineage: Eukaryota; Fungi; Ascomycota; Pezizomycetes; Pezizales; Morchellaceae
Exons: 13
Coding region: 1-678 (225 amino acids)
Source: RefSeq, a predicted model, not a curated record
AUGAACAACCGGGUGCUAAAUAAAGCCAACAAUCCCUUGAAAAACUUUCUCAAUUCGUUUCACCGGAUUUUUAAUUCAAAGUACCCAGUGCCCUUAGCGAUUUGGGCGUAUACCAAUUGGUCCGGUCUAUUAUGCGUGCGCGGGGGGGGCACUGGAAAGGCUACUGAAUUUGUUCGUACGAAAAACAACCCUAAUACGAAUCGCAAAGAAACCGACUUCUGUGCAAUGGGAAGCGAAACAGUCGUACCCGCAUCGCUGAUGAGAUACAACUUCGAAUACCGUGCAUUUGGGGCCAUUCCUACACGCCGUGGAUUUGUUGAUAUAGGAAUCGCCACAGAAAACCCCCCUCACCUCCGCUUUUCACGUCUAUUAUGCAUGAUUAACGGCAUCACUUCUUCCGAGGAAAGAAAAUCAAUAAUCGCUUAUUCUACUGAAUCACACAUCCUCAUCUAUCCUGGUAACAUUCAGCUCAUAAUAGCAAAAAUCGACAUUCAUCCUUCUACACUGGCUCCAGAUCCACCCCACGGAAUGAAUGAUAUUUGCCCUUACAGAUCACCACAUCAAUCACUACAUGUAAACACACACACGGACGCGCUUCAUACAUACAUACAUACAUACCUGCACGAGCCACCCCCACCACACCUGCUAGCGAACUUAGCACCUACUACCGAAAAGUAA